This is a messenger RNA of Notolabrus celidotus (New Zealand spotty), 3768 nucleotides long. RefSeq names its product selenoprotein N (gene selenon). Gene Ontology annotation, biological process: calcium ion homeostasis; skeletal muscle fiber development. Gene Ontology annotation, cellular component: endoplasmic reticulum membrane. The transcript has 12 exons. The record is from RefSeq and is a predicted model, not a curated record. Lineage: Eukaryota; Metazoa; Chordata; Actinopteri; Labriformes; Labridae.
UAAUUAAAAUGUAUGGAAACAGGUCUGCGUAGGGCUUCUUUUAAUUUCUUAUCCUAAAUGAUUUUAUUUUGUACCCGAAAAAGCCAAACUUCCGGUUAUCCCACGCCUCCUACUUGUUCACUUGAUGGAUUUGAACCACAUCCAUAUGUCUCCACAUCAGAUGUGGGAAAUAAGAAAUCUGUGCUACUAGCUUACAGCCGUUGCCAGAGAGUGUAACGACCGAAGAAAACGCACUGUGCCCGGCUGCAUUGUGACAGGACGGCUGGUACAUCCACUACACUUGAGCAAAACUUGGCGAGUGGGGGAUUUUUUGUUUGUUAUUCAGCCACAAUGUCCGCGUCCAAAUAGCUGAGGUGGAGGUCGAGGAUGGCCGCAGACGUGGAUAAAACAACUCCCGAGGAUGAGAGCAUGAAUCCGGCGCGGAGUGGGCAGCAGAGUCCGGGCUCUACAUCCUGGAUCUCCAAGGCGAUUUGGACUCUGCUUAUAGUUGGUGCUGUCCCUGUUUUCGCCUUUGGAAUCAAAUAUUAUCAAGACAACCAGCUCAUCAAACGUCAUGAAGAAAGUGUCCGGACGCUUGGUGCCGAGGGGCUUUUCCUCUUCUCCUCCUUAGACACAAAUCAUGACCUGUAUCUCAGUCCGGAGGAGUUCAAACCUAUCGCUGAGAAACUCACAGGAAUUUCACCCCCAACUGAUUAUGAGGAGGAAGUGAUCCAUGACCCCAAUGGAGAGACUCUAACCCUGGAGGCAAAAAUGCAGCCACUUCAGCUGGACUCCAUGACAAAAAGCAAGGACGGUUUUCUUGGGGUGUCUCACAGCUCUUUAAGCGGGCUGCGUUCAUGGAAGAGCCCAGCAGUGCCUUCCUCAUCCCUCUCCGCCAGUCAGUUUAGAGUUUUCCUGCCCCCAAAGAACAAAGUUGAGGUAGGAGACACCUGGUGGGUGAUCCCCAGCGAGCUCAACAUCUUCACUGGGUACCUGCCCAACAAUCGUUACCACCCUCCCACACCAAAGGGAAAAGAGGUUCUCAUCCACUCUUUGUUGAGUAUGUUCCACCCUCGACCCUUCAUCAAGUCACGUUUCGCUCCUCAGGGUGCCGUCGCCUGUAUCCGUGCCAGCAACGAUUUUUAUUACGACAUUGUCUUCAGGAUUCACGCAGAGUUUCAGCUCAAUGAUGUUCCAGACUUUCCCUUCUGGUUCACCCCAGGGCAGUUCACCGGGAACAUCAUUCUGUCUAAAGAUGCAUCUCAUGUCCGCCACUUCCACCUCUUUGUCCCCAAUGACAGGUCCCUGAACGUGGACAUGGAGUGGCUUUACGGGGCCAGUGAGAGUAGCAACAUGGAGGUGGACAUCGGAUACCUGCCUCAGUUAGAGCUGCAGUCUGCAGGCCCGUCCACUCCCUCCGUCAUCAUGGACGAGCAGGGAAACAUCAUUGACAGAAGAGAUGGCAGCAGCGAGCCCAUCCAGUUUGUCUUUGAGGAAAUCCACUGGGCGUCAGAGAUCAGUCGGCAGGAAGCCACCCGACGCCUUGACGUCACCCUCUACCCCUUCAAAAAGAUAUCCUACCUGCCAUUUUCUGAGGCCUUUGAUCGAGCUGAAGCAGAGAAGAAACUGGUGCAUUCGAUUCUGCUUUGGGGAUCGUUAGACGACCAGUCCUGCUGAGGUUCUGGGCGAACUCUUCGGGAGACAGUCCUGGAAAGUUCGCCCGUCCUGGCCCUGCUCAACCAGAGCUUCAUCAGCAGCUGGUCUCUAGUCAGAGAACUGGAGAACAUGCAGGCUGAUGAGCAGAACACUGCAUUGAGUGAAAAGGCCAAAUUACACCUGGAGCAGUACAACUUCCCUGUGGAGAUGAUGGUGGCACUGCCCAAUGGAACUAUUGUUCACCACAUCAAUGCAAACUUUUUCCUUGACCAAACGGCCAUGAAACCAGAGGAAGAAGGAGCAACUUUCAGCUUCUCUAGCAGCUUUGAGGACCCCUCCACGUCCACUUAUAUCAGCUUCCUAAAAGAGGGGCUGGAGAGAGCCAAGGAUUACCUUGCACAGUAGUUUUUGUGCAGGAAAUGUUGAUCAUUCCUCAAGGUUGUGAUCCAAGAUAAAGAAAACCCUUCACCAAUCACGUAGGGACGAUUUCCCCUCAGUGUUGGCAGCUGAAAAAAAAUAUUUUUGCCUUCUAUCCUCUUUGUUACUAUUUAUUUGGGAAUUAGAAAGUUUUCUAUACAGUGUUUGUACUGUAACAAACAGUACAGGGAAAUAUUUGAACCUUGUGUUAAUGUGGGUAUAUUUGAAUGACAUACAAAAGCCUUGCACAGUUAGAUCUAAUGUCUCUGCUUGUAGCUGCUGAUAUAAAAUAUAGACAGUGCAGCUUUUAAGACAAUUCAUACGUGUCAUAGCACACUGAACAAACUCCAUUUCAGUUUUUGUGGUGUUCAUGUGCAAUAUUUAACAACAGUGUGUUUUAGUGCUGCUGAAUGUACCCAGAGUCAGGACAGAAGCAUUUGUUGUCUCCAGUUAUGUUUCAGCAGUUUGUGAAGACUUUGCCUGAAAGCUUUGUCAAGGCUGGGCGAUGUCUGAUGUUGUUGCAGAGGCUGCUGGAGGAAACACCCUACUCUGACUCAGGGGACAAAAGCAGCACUAAAAAAACUAGGGUGGGCUGUGGCACAUUAAUGGAAUGACUCUGUUGUUUUACUUUUUUGUGAGUUUGAAACCAAAUGUUUAAUAUUUUGCUGAUUUUUCUAUUCGGGUUAUGUGACCACACCAAAGAACAUCCUUUAUUUUGUGCAGUAGCUGGCGUGCAGCUUGCACAGCCAAUAGCUUGCUUACCUCUUGGUUCAUAUUUAUGUAACUCAACAGAACCAAACAGUUAUAUGACGUUUGAUUCUUAUACUGGAAGGCACUGUGUACUGUUGUUAUCCUGUUUUCGGCUUCUGUCCAAAUAAUACGUUCACUUGUGUUUUCAGCUACACAAGAGGAAAUCUAGAUUUAGCAUUAGGGUUAUUUUUUGUUUGUUUUUUACAAUAAUCCUCAUAUUCCUCACCUUUUUCAGUCAUAUAUGAAAUCAUAGUUCUUCAGGUCAGUUUCUCUUUUUUUUGGGUGUAACUUGUAAGCACACAGGCAUCUAAUACACUUGUUUUCAAAUAGUGAAGUUUAAUCUAUGGAAGCCCUGAGAGGUCAGUAAAAACAAAUUGUUCUUGUGUUUAUGGCCUUUGAGCAGGUGUUUAAACACAUCUUGCCAGGAUAAUCUUUCUAUUACUUAAAAAUAUUUUCUUACUUGCAGAAACUUCAUGUUUUUACACAGGAAAGGUAAGCUCAAUUUUCUAUAAAAAAAAACAGAUUUACCUGUUAAAACUUUUUUCUCCAGCUGUUUUUUUCCAUGUUAAAAAAAGAAAGAAACCAAAUAAAAUGUUCUGUGCCACAUUUUUUUCCUCAAAAGUAGAAAAAAGGUCACUAAAAGAAUAUCAAAAAAAAUUUGUUCAAAUUUUAAAGAUAAAAAACUGAUCUUUCAUGUAUUAAUCAGUAAUAAAAAUUGAAAGAGAUACACAAACUUAAAACAAAUCCAGAAAACUAAUCAACAGCGCUUGCUGCCAUCUGGCCCCUAUGGGCUUCCAUAGAAGCUCCAUAAAUGACAUAAUGAAUGUGGCUUUGUGUUUCAGUGCCAUACAAUCUCCACUGCAUGUGAAAUAUCAGUCUGUUGAGGCUCCUUAGGGAGAAACACUGCUAACAUAUGAGUGUCAAUUUUUCGACUAAGAUACAAAUAAAAAUGUUUGGGUUUUUUAA